This is a messenger RNA of Gamsiella multidivaricata, 1779 nucleotides long. RefSeq lists its product as uncharacterized. The coding region runs from base 1 to 1779 and encodes 592 amino acids. NCBI's taxonomy places the organism in Eukaryota, Fungi, Mortierellomycota, Mortierellomycetes, Mortierellales, Mortierellaceae. The record is from RefSeq and is a predicted model, not a curated record. The transcript is spliced from 3 exons.
AUGAAACGACGCCGUUCAGCAGAGCGCUGGGAACCAGACGAGCUCAAGCCAGACCCCCGCUCGGAUUUCUCCUCACUGCUGAAUGUGCAAGUCGGCAGCCAAAUUACGACGAAGCAUCCUGGUCAGGUUCCCAAGUACUUUGGACAGGGCUACCAGGGCAACCAAUUCUUCGUUACCGAGCAGAUGAUGGAAAUUUGGCAAAUGCUUGCGUCUGAUACCAAGUUCCCAGUCAAGAAAGUCUUGUCCGGUCCAAUGGGCGUAGGAAAGUCGUAUCUUGCCUGGUUUCUUGCAGCCCAGGCGUACGCUAAUGGCUGGCUGGUCCUUUACGUUAGUGACGCGUCCAGACUUAAUCAGGAUACAGCGGAGAGGGCGUCAAUCGAGAUUUGCAAACGGUUCUUAGCUAUCAACAAGGAUAUUUUGACUGCCGCUGAGCUCAAGGAAAUGGUAACCUAUGAGGAUCGAUCAACUCCCCUCGUGGUGUCUAUCGCCGGGACCAUCCUCGGGAGUCUGCUCCAGCGACGAGAGCGCAAAUCUCUUUAUAUCAUCGACGAGCAUGGCGCACUGUUCGCAUCUGACCCUCCGGCACCUGAUCGGCUCGUGCUUUUGCUACCACUGCAAUCAUUCAACUGUUGGGAGGAGUCGGCAGCGGGAGCACGAGUGAUCUUUACUGGCACUGCUCAUGCAAAAUUCGAGAGGGCUUACCUUAUAGAUGGAACCCAUCUUAUUUACGUUGGCCCGCUGUCACCAGCAAUCUUGGGCAGGUUGCAAGCUGGAGUCUUUUCUCAUUUCGAUUCGACGGUCCGUGAUCAUGUGUCUGACAUCGAAGAUGAAGUGCUGAGGAUCACGAAUUGCGUGCCGCGUGAGCUCGUGAAUCUGGCCCAAGAGAUCGGAACCGCACCGCUUACCUUGAAGGAAAUCAAGGAAAAACUGGACAUUUUCGAGGAACGCCGGCGUCAUGAGUUUAAAUAUGUUGCCGAAUCUCAUUACAAUUCGCUUCCUAGAAACUCCAAGGAUGGAACCCGUCUGGCCCUUGCGCAGAUGUUCCUGCCCAGCAAAGACCGACCUACCGCUAUAUUCAACUGGAGGUUUCUGGAUUUUGGAAUGGUGUAUCAAUACCUCAGUAGCAGCGAGAUAACGGUUUUUUAUAGUCCGAUCUGUCCAGCUGCCAAAGCCGCGCUCUUGGAUUUGUACAAGCUAUGUCCACUACCUGAGUCUUAUCGAUAUGGCCUCGCUCAAGAUAAUCUGGACGGUGAACAAUUUGAGGACGCCCUCUUCCAGCAGCUUAUCCGGACAUCUGGCUCGAUGCUCGAGACGACAGACCUUGUCGGGAAAAAUGCAGUGGAUAUACAUUUGAAAAUCUCGGGAUACGAGUUGCUUCAGGAACCACCCAGAAACUUCGGCAAAGAUGGCUUGGAUAUAUUGAUACGUUGCUAUGCAGGGUACCCGCGGUUCGACUUUCUCCUUGGAUACACAUUCUUUCAACGGAAAGGUGGCAAGAAUCAAAUCGAGGAAUAUCUGGAUGCGAUGUUUGGCGACGUUCAUAAAGCCGAUAUCAAUCUCAAUUGCAGGGGCGGCAAUAAUUACACCAAAACAUUCGUCGUUUCAAGAGAUGGCCGGGCCUGCCCACUAUUCAGUAUCGUCUACAUCUGCGGUAGACCAGGAGCAACCAAUCACCCGAGUAAGGCUCAGGAGUACCCAAGAAUCAGACACAUAUCCUACGAGGAGAUCAAGUCCAAAUUCUUUGGUGUUUCCCUGCCGAGAUUUAGCAGAAUUGCAUAA